GUUACUUAUAUAUUGGACAGUUAGUAUUGUACAGUUCCUAUCCUCCCCGCCCAUCAAAGCUCGACGCAUAUACGUCCAUUGCACUGUGGUUCAACAACAUGUCCAUCAGCCAGCAGUGCUUUAACUCCAUCCCCGCUCUCACAAGCGUCAGCCGGGCAACCCAUGAUGUGUUCGGCAUGACAGGGCGGUUGUCGAUCCCCUCGCCGUCCUGGCAAACACUACUUGGGUACACCGUGCUCAUUCUGAGUGCCGUGAACUUGAUGACCGUCAUCAGGAUCGCUCCUCUGCCUAGCCCUCUGGAUCCUACACGAACAGAAUGGGAGAUGUGCUACCCCCUCGCCAUCUGGGACGUCCUCUUCCAAUUUGCCUUCAAUCUCAAUGGGUUUACUGCUCUCGUUCGGCACGUCAAAGAGAGAGUCCCGUCGGAUCUUCAACUAUUCCUUAUGGUGGCAACAAUGCUUUUCUUUGUACCUGGGUAUCUUGCGCAUACCUGGGACUGGGGUAGCUGCAGUACCGCCGCGCCGCGGAUUUAUCAUAACGCCGCAUCGCUCAUACCAAUCUUCUACAUUGGACUUGGGUUUGGUCUCCUUGGCAUAGGAGUCUAUUUUGCUGUCAAGGUCCUCGGCGACCCAGACCUGGACAGGGCAACCGCUAGAGUUAAGGCCCAGGUGAGCGGAGAUGGGAGCGAGGAAUAUGCUGGUGGAGAAAUGCACAGGGCAGAAGAAAGGCUGAAGUGAAUAGAUAGCUCCAAGCUUCAUAGAGAGGACAUGCUGAGGGGGUGCUGUUUCCUGUACUUAUAUUAUAAUGUUGUAGAAAUACUUAGAAUAUAUAUUUGCGAUCUUGAUGGAUGACCUUGGCGUCAACCAUACGGUCGAC
Messenger RNA from Stereum hirsutum FP-91666 SS1, 876 nucleotides. RefSeq lists its product as uncharacterized. The record is from RefSeq and is a predicted model, not a curated record. Lineage: Eukaryota; Fungi; Basidiomycota; Agaricomycetes; Russulales; Stereaceae. The transcript is spliced from 5 exons. The coding region runs from base 99 to 737 and encodes 212 amino acids.